Molecule: messenger RNA, 10096 nt
Organism: Spodoptera littoralis (African cotton leafworm)
Lineage: Eukaryota; Metazoa; Arthropoda; Insecta; Lepidoptera; Noctuidae
Source: the annotation of a GenBank genome assembly
CACAUCUAAAGAAAUAAACAUUAAAUAACUUUUUAUUUAUUUUUUACAGGUGGAAGUUGUAAUCCUGGACAAAAAUGACAGUCCUCCGGAGUUCAAGAACAUGCCCGCUGCGUAUCUGGCGUCAGAAGAUAUGGCUCCGGGUCAGCGGAUAGCGACUAUCGCAGCCGAAGACCCGGACACCAUCGGCAGCAUCACAGAAACGACUUCUGAGUACCAGGUGAUCGUGAGAGCAGACGACGGGGUCCAGUUCACGGACGUAACUGUUGUUGUUCAGGUCACAGACACGAACGACAACCCGCCAGUUUUCAAAGAAAGUGCCUACUCUUUCGAUAUUCCCGAAAAUGCUGCGAGAGGUUCUGUAGUGGGCACCGUUGCGGCCAUUGACCUCGAUUCAGGACCCAAUGCCCAGCUCACUUACACCGUCAUAUCAGACUGGGCAAAUGACGUGUUCUCGCUCAACCCUCAGACAGGGGUGUUUACUUUGACCGCUAGACUGGAUUACGAAGAGACUCAACACUACAUUUUAGUGGCACAAGCUCAGGACAAUGGUCACCCAUCACUAUCAGGUACUGUGACCGUCUACGUCAACGUCAUCGAUUUGAACGAUAAUGCUCCGAUAUUUGAUCCCAUGAGCUUUUCGAAUGAAAUCCUAGAGGACGUCCCUAUUGGUUCUUCAGUGGUCACCAUCAGCGCUACUGACUUAGACUCAGGUCUGAAUGGCAAAGUGACAUACAGCAUCAGCUCUGGUGAUGAAGGUCAGGACUUCAGUAUUGCUGAGAACGGUACAAUAUACACAGCAAAACUGUUGGACAGAGAAACACUACCAAUCUACAACCUCGUUGUCACUGCUAAAGAUAUGGCUAUACCUCCUGAACCUCAACUAUCUUCUACAGUACAGGUUUCGGCUACUGAUAUUGAUGAAGGUGCAAACGGAAGAGUCAGAUAUUCAAUUGCUUCAGGCGAUGAAAAUAGAGAUUUCAGUAUCAGUGAAGAUACCGGUAUCGUUAGAGUUGCUAAAAAUCUCAACUUUGAAAGAAAGUCCCGUUACUUGCUUACAAUAAGAGCCGAGGAUUGUGCUAAAGACGAUGUCAGAUUCGAUACGGCUGAAUUAUCUAUUUCAAUUCAAGACAUAAACGAUAACCCACCCACGUUCCUUGAUUCACCGUACUUAGCGUACGUAAUGGAAAAUGUAAUUCCACCCAAUGGCGGGUACAUAAUAACAAUUCAUGCUUAUGACGCUGAUUCACCUCCAUUUAAUAAUCAAGUCCGCUAUUUCAUAAAGGAAGGCGAUGCGGAUCUUUUCAAAAUAAACGCUUCGUCUGGGCAAAUUUCCUUGUUAAGAACAUUAGAUCGUGAAGCACAAGAUGAAUACACCCUUGCACUCGUAGCAAUGGAUACUGGAUCACCACCUCUUACUGGUUCCGGAACAGUGAAAAUUGUGGUACAAGACGUAAAUGACAACAGUCCUGAUUUUGAAAGACAAAGCUAUAGAACCAAUGUCAGAGAAAAUUUACCUCCUGGAACUGUAAUUCUUACUCCAAAAGCUACAGACAAGGAUAUAGGCAAUAAUGCUAAAAUAAGAUACAGUCUUCUUGGAGACAAAUCAGAAAGAUUUCAAAUAGAUUCUGCCACGGGUGUUAUUUCAACAAAUGACACGUUAGACAGAGAAGAUUGGGAUGUUUACUAUCUGAUCAUAAUGGCGCAAGAUUCGUCGACCACUGACCCAAGAACGGCUACUGCUAACCUUACUAUAAUAGUUGAAGAUGAAAAUGAUAAUACGCCGACGUUUGCUCAUCCGGUUUACGAAGCACACAUAUCUGAUCGAACUGUUAAAGGAGAUUUUGUAUUCGGUGUAAAAGCUAGUGACAACGAUAUUGGUCUAAACAAAAAGAUUGUGUACGAUCUAAAAGGUGAACAUCAAAAUUUAUUUUCAAUCAAUAGAGAAACGGGAGUGAUAAAAGCCAAUGAAAAUUUGAUGAAAUAUAAAGAUAAUAUAGGAUCCACUUUUAAUCUAUUAAUAAUAGCGACCGAUAGCGGUGUGGUUCCAAAACAGAGCACUGCCGAGUUAAUACUUAUACCAAAGUCUGUGAAAAAUUUCCCAAAGUUCACAGUGACUAAUAAAUUGACAUUCACUUUCUCUGAAGAUACUCCAGAAGGCGUUUUAGUAACAAGAUUGUCAGCAACAUCACCCAAAAAAGGCCCAACUGGAUUACUACAAUACGGUAUUGCAGGUGGUAAUGUUGGCGAUGCUUUGAGAGUAGAACCAAUGAGUGGUGAAGUAUUUAUUACUGGAAAGGGACUUGACUACGAAACGAUGCCUCUAUAUGAAGUUUGGUUUGAAGUAAGAGAUUCUGAUAACCCACCCCUAAAAUCAUUCAUUGAAAUCGAAAUUAAAGUGACAGAUGCUAAUGACAAUCCACCAGUUAUUGAAAACGCUUUAUACAACGCAACAGUAUUAGAAGAAGAAUACCCUCCGCAGUUGGUAAUAAAAAUAGAUGCACACGAUGACGAUUCCAAUGAAAAUGGUAGAAUAUCUUUCAAAUUAGUUAACGAUUACGAUGAAACAUUUAGGAUCGACCCUGAAAUUGGAGAAAUAUACACAAAUAUUGCACUAGACAGGGAGUCAAUCCCAUUUUACGAAUUAAUUGUUGAAGCCGUAGACCAUGGAGUUCCGCAACUAAUUGGAACUUCCACAGUUAUAGUGACCGUCUUAGAUAAAAAUGAUAAUCCACCAAGGUUUACUCGACUUUUUAGUGUUAAUGUUACAGAGAAUGCUGAAAUUGGGUCGUUUGUAAUUAGAGUUACAAGUUCUGAUCUAGACACUGGCCCAAAUGCAAACGCAACAUACAACUUUGUUGAAAAUCCUGGACAGAAAUUUGUUAUAGAUCCAAUAAGUGGAAAUGUUACAGUUGCAAGACCACUUGACAGAGAAUUACAAGAUGAAUACAUUUUGAAAGUAGCAGCAACUGAUGGGGCUUGGCGUUCAGAAACACCAUUGACUAUCACAAUACAAGAUCAAAAUGAUAACGCACCUGAGUUCGAGUAUUCAUUCUACAGUUUCAAUUUCCCAGAACUACAGCAAAAGAAUAGUUUUGUUGGUCAGGUUAUUGCUACUGAUAGAGAUAAACAAGGGCCUAACUCAAUAAUAUCGUACUCACUUCAACAGCCAUCUGAUUUAUUCUCAAUAGAUCCAGCUACAGGAGAGAUACUUAGUAAAUUUAAAAUGAACUAUAAAAGAACAUCAGUCAAUUCUUCUCCAGAAAAUACAUAUUCCGUUAUCGUUGUCGCAACUGACAAUGGAAAACCGCCUAUGUCGUCAGAGUGUUUGGUUACAAUAAAUGUAGUGGACGCUAAUAAUAACGCUCCUAAAUUCAAAGACCACGAAAAGUUUGUACCAGUGCCAAAAGAUGCUACAUCUGGAGAAAAGGUUAUCAAAUUAACAGCCGAAGAUAAUAUGGAUUUCGGAAUAAAUGCUGAAGUUGAAUACUUUAUAUCAGGUGGUAAUGGUACUGCAUAUCUUAAAAUAGAUAAGAAAAGUGGUUGGAUUAUUGUAAGCAAACAAUUUUACUAUCUCGGUCAAUAUUAUGAACUAAAAGUAAAAGCCGUAGACCGUGGUGUUCCUCCACAAUCUGAUGAAACAACAGUAAUAUUUGUUGUAACUGGUGAAAACAUUUACAGUCCUAAAUUUACAGCUCUGAGCUACCAAGUGAUAGUGCCCGAAAACGAACCAGUGGGUGCUUCUAUUUUGACGGUUAAAGCAAGCGAUGAAGACGAAGGACCUAAUGGAAUAGUUAGAUAUUCAAUAUCUUCUGGAAAUGCAGGAGAAGAAUUCCAAAUCCAUCCCAUAUCUGGAGCUAUAAGCAUAUUACGUCCUCUCGACUUUGAUACGAUCCAAGAAUAUAGACUAAACAUUACUGCAAAAGAUCUUGGUUUCAAAUCCAAAGAAGCUGUAGCAACGCUAACAAUUAUUUUGACUGACAUCAAUGAUAAUGCUCCACAAUUUAAUCAGACAAAAUACGUUGCAUAUUUACCUGAAAAUUCACCUGUGAACAGUUUUAUAUACAAAGUUACAGCAAUUGAUAUCGAUUCACCGAAGAACGCUAUUAUAAAAUAUUUCAUAAAUAAUGAUAUGGCUUCGCUUUUCCAUAUAGACGUUAACACUGGAGAAAUAUUUUCCAAAGAAGUAUUCGAUUUUGAGGAAAAGCAAAUUUACACAUUGGAAAUAAGGGCUGAGAACCCUGAUUCCAUAAUGCGUAACACGACUCAAGUAAUUGUUUACAUAACCGGUGUGAACGAAUAUUAUCCUAAAUUCAAACAGCCCGUGUUUCAUUUCGAUGUAUCUGAGUCUGCUGAAGUUGGAGCGAAUGUUGGUGUUAUUCAAGCCACGGACCAAGACAGUGGAGAUGAUGGCAUUAUCUUCUAUUUAUUUGUAGGCUCCAGUAACGACAAGGGCUUUAGUAUCAAUUCACAAACUGGUGUUAUUCGUGUGGCUCGUUAUUUGGACAGAGAAACGCAAAAUCGAGUAGUACUAACUGUGCUUGCAAAAAAUUCUGGCGGCAUCCGUGGAAAUGAUACUGAUGAAGCACAAGUCAUUAUAUCUAUUCAAGAUGGAAAUGAUCCACCUGAAUUUUUGCGUCAUUACUACGAGGCAACUGUAUCUGAGGGUGCUAGUAUAGGUCAAGAAGUGAUUCAAGUAAAAGCAGUUGACAAAGACGUGCGCCCCCAAAAUAAUCAAUUUAGUUUCUCCAUUAUUGGUGGCAACACCAAUCAGGACUUCAAAAUUGAUCCACAAACCGGAGAAAUUGAAGUGGUUCGUCAGUUAGAUAGAGAAACUUUGCCAAUUUAUACAUUGACAGUAGGAGCCAUUGAUACAGGAGUUCCACCACAGACUGGUACUGCUACUGUAAAAAUAACUUUGUCUGACAUAAACGAUAAUGGACCUAUAUUUGAUGUUUCUAGCUUUGAAGGUUCUGUUUAUGAAAAUGAACCUCCCAACACGAGUAUUGCUACACUUUCUGCAAAAGAUCCUGAUUUGCCACCGAAUGGAGCUCCAUUCUCAUAUGCUAUAAUUGGUGGUAAACAUCAAAGCUAUGUUAAGGUUCACAAGCAUACAGGUGUGCUUUUGACGACAAAGAAAAUUGAUAGAGAAGAAACACCAACCUUAGAAGUAGUUAUACAGAUAGAAGAUAGUGGUAAUCCAGUAAUGAAAUCAAACUACACAAUAUUCAUAAAAGUGUUGGACAGAAAUGACAAUCCACCGACACCAAGAUCAGCCCACGUAAUCGUUUAUGCAUUUAACAAUAAAGUUCCCCGUAGUAAAAUAGCUGAUGUAAAACCUAAUGAUCCAGACAUUGUAGGAGAUUACCGUUGUAAAAUUAUAAAAGAAUCAACAUCAGAAAAUACCCUGUCACUUCUCAGUAUUAGAUCAGGAUGCAACUUAUACACAAAUGCUGUUAAACCUGGACAGGGAUAUUCAUUCUCCGUCUCAGGAAAUGAUGGUGUUCAUAGAGACGUUGUUUCUUCCAUAAGUGUAGAAUACUUUUCGUUUGAUAAUAAUACUGUUGAACAAUCUAUUACUUUAAGAAUACUUAACAUGACUGCAGCAGACUUUUUAACGCAUUACUACAGAAGUUUAUUAGAAACCCUACAAGAAAGCUUGAAAAGCAAAGAAAGUAUUUAUUUGUACAGCAUCAAUGAAGUCGAUGGUCAUUUAGAUUUAACUAUAGCGACAAAAAAUGCCAUUCGCGUCUUGGAUGAUACAAAAAUAAUAGAGAGCCCUUCACUUAUCUUAUCUUCACCAUUAGUCAGACAUGAAUAUACUUGCCACUGCACAGAUGGCUUUAUUGGUGGUAAUUGUGAAAAACGACAAGACCCUUGUUCACCAAACCCAUGUCGCUUUGGAGGAGUAUGUCGAAAACAGGGUCAUGACUUCACUUGCACUUGCCCAGCCCGAAGAGAUGGUAAAACUUGUGAGAUGGAAAGAGAUGAUGUAUGUAGUAGUAACCCAUGCAAAAAUGGAGGAUCUUGCAAGGAAAGUGCAGAUAGAAACUCAUUCUUUUGCUUAUGCCGACCUGGAUAUCGAGGAAAUCACUGUGAAGCAUUAGUUGACUCUUGUCGUCCCAACCCGUGCAUGCAUGGAGGAAUAUGCAUAAGUUUGAAGCCUGGCUACAAAUGCAGUUGUCCAAAUGGUCGCUAUGGAACACACUGUGAAAGUACAACGUUUGGUUUUGGUGAACUAUCGUAUAUGCAAUUCCCAUCUCUAGAUGCAUCAACCAAUGAUAUAACAAUAAUUUUCGCCACUACAAAACCAGAUGCUCUGUUAUUAUAUAAUUAUGGUGGGCAGACAGGCGGCAGAUCUGAUUUCAUAGCCAUUGAGUUAUUAGGAGGCAAACCAGUAUUUUCAUUUGGUGGGGCGAGGACAUCAAUCACAUCAGUCGCCAUCAUGAAUUCAAAGAGGAAUCUAGCCGACGGUAACUGGUACAAACUGACAGCGACAAGAAAUGGACGAGUGAUUUCUUUGAGUAUUGCUACAUGUACCGAUCAUGGAGAUGUGUGCACAGAAUGUGACCCUAGUGACGACUCAUGUUACGAUGACGAUACUGGACAAGCAGGAACGCUGAAUUUCAACAACGAACCUUUACUCAUCGGUGGUCUUCACAAAGCUGAUCCCGUGUUAGAGCGUCCUGGACAAAUUCAUUCCGACGAUUUUGUUGGAUGUAUGCACAGCAUUACAAUAAAUGGUCGCUUACUCAACCUGACUAACCCACUGAAGUCACGAGGUGUAGAACCAAAGUGCGAACGCUCUGAAAAAGGCGCCUGUUUCAAGAAGGAUGUUUGUGGUUCAGGGCAGUGCUUGGAUAGAUGGAAAGCCAAUUUAUGUCAGUGUAAAGGUAACUUAAUUUCUCCAGACUGCAGUGUUUCACUACAAUCAAUUUCAGUUGCUGAAAAUGGUUUUGUAACAUACACAAUAUCGGAAAAACAUAGAAGAAUGCAAUUGUUAGAAACAUUCUAUGGAGGUAAUACUGGGUGGAUAAAAAAGAACAGCAAAUCUAUUGGUAAAGUAAUACCUAAAGUAAACAGUCCAGCGAAGAGUUUAUCGUUCUUCUUCAGAACACACAGAAAAGAUGGUGUCCUAUUUUAUUCGGCAACUGAGAAAUAUUAUACUGUAAUUGAGUUACUAGAAGGAAAAGUUAGUUACACAUCCAAACAGAACACCGUUGUAAAUAUGAGCCAAUCAGAGCAAAGCGACGUGUCCGAUGGCACCUGGCACAACAUCACGCUAGUGUCGGUCGGCAGGAGUAUACGUCUGCUUGUUGAUAGUAAAAACGUUGGCGAAGAACUUGAUGCGGCCGGUGUACAUGACUUUUUAGAUCCUUACUUGACUGUUAUAUCAAUUGGAGGAGUUAAACCAGAAUGGAUUACUACAGCCAGUCAAAAUAAGUUUGAAGGGUGUUUGGCUAACUUUUCAAUAAACAGUGAGCUUCAACCGUUUAGUGGGAACGGAAGUAUAUUCAAAGAGACCACUCAUAGAGUAUCAAUAAUCUUUUACCGACUUCGGAAGCAAAAGAAAGAAAAAGGAAAUGGGUCUGCUAACAAGAGCAAUAUUGUACACUCAAAACAAAAUGGUGGUCCUGCCAUGUUAAAUGCGCCAAACCUAAUAGCUGGAACAAAUGACAGUCUAAUGAAUAGAAAUCUACACAAUAAUGACACUAGCUUAAAUAGUUACAUGUCAGAGAAUGCCGAUAUAACACGUAAUGUCGGCCAUAUUGUUGGUCCUGAGUUAUUAUCGAAGAAAUACAAAGACAGAGAAAUAAUGAAUAUUGAUCCACCAAGACCUCAACGCCCCGAUAUAAUUGAGCGUGAAGUAGUUGGAAAAAGUCCAGCGCUUAGAGAGGAUCAUCACCCACCUCCACCACCAUCAACAAAUACGUCACACCACACACACGAUCAUCCUAGUGGUAUGGACCUCAAUUCAGAAGUACCAGAACAUUACGACCUAGAAAAUGCUAGUUCAAUAGCACCAUCUGACAUAGAUAUUGUUUAUCAUUAUAAAGGUUUUAGAGAAGCAGCAGGUGUUCGCAAAUACAAAGCUACCCCACCACCAAUCGCUGGCUAUCAUCAUAAGCAUCAAACUCCACAACAUCGCCACUCGCCUCAUCAUCAAGUGGAUAUCCAUCUCGUGUACCGCAAGCAGCACAACCUCCUCCUCAGCCAAGACAACAUCAAACAACGCCACUUGCACGAUUAUCUCCCAGCAAGUGCUUUGUUAGCCACAACUUCAAGUUCUGGAGGUGUUGGUAAAGAUGCUCUACACAGUAACAGUGAGAGAAGUUUGAACAGUCCUGUUAUGUCACAGCUAAGCGGGCAAAGCUCUUCAGCGGGAAGGAAAACACCUAGUGCACCUCCACAAGUUCCACAAGUGGUGUCUGUUGGCUCUGGCGCAGUGGGACUUACAGCAGAAGAAAUAGAAAGAAUGAAUGCAAGACAGCGCACUUCUAGCUUAGUUUCAACUUUAGAUGCCGUGUCAAGUUCAAGCGAAGCGCCUCGAGGAGGAGGUGUCGGUCACCAUAUGUCGCAUAGGCAUCAUUCACCUCCAGAUGACAAUAGAAGUUCUACUGGCUCAGAUGACGAAAGUGGGAACGACAGCUUUACAUGUUCAGAGAUAGAAUAUGACAAUAAUAGUAUAAAUGCUGAUAAAUUAGAAGAUGUCAGAAGACAGAAUGUUAGUAGCGGUAGCAAUCCUAAGAAACCUAUAUUACCACCACCGUACGAAAGCUUUGAUUCCUCAUUUCGUGGCUCGCUGAGCACUCUAGUCGCAUCUGAUGAUGAUUUAGCUCCACAUGUUAGUUCCGCACUUUACCGACAGGCGAAUGGUUCCCCGGCGUCGGCAGCACUUGGUUGGGGACCUGCUGCUCUGGACCUGUUUAACUGGGGGCCAAAUUUUGAAAGCAUGAUUGAUGUCUUUAAAGAUAUAGCUGAAUUACCAGACUCUGUGAAUGGGAGAAUGUCUUCCUCUCUAAGACUGCAGAACGGCACCCCAAGCCGUCAGAAGAAUACGUUUAAUUUCGCCACUACUAAUGUUAUCGUCACUAUGUUUUACAUAGUUUUGUUAAUUAACUUCAUUUACAUACAUGUUUAUCCAGUAAUAGUAGCUGGUUAUGAUUGUAUAGCACCUCCAUUGGAAUGUCCUAAUGAUAAUAUUACAUUUUGGCUCUACACUAAGAAAAAUGAAGAUAAACCGCAUCAAUUGCUGACUAUGGAUGCCAAGUCAAUAGAUGAAGCUCCCUGGGUGAAAGACGCACCGAUCAAAAUAUUAAUACACGGAUAUACAGGCCAUAAAAAUUUCUCGCCCAAUACAGAGAUUAGACCAGCAUACAUGGAGUGCUGUAACUACAAUAUAAUAUCAGUAGACUACAACCCGAUAGCUCGGGAGCCAUGUUACAUCGAAGCAGCAAGGAACACUGAGUUAGUGGGUAUGUGUGUUGCUCAGCUGAUCGACCAGCUAGUACAAAAACAUGGAUUCAACCUCGCACAGUUCCAUCCAAUAGGUUUCAGUCUUGGAGGACAAGUGGCAGGAUUUAUUGGUGAUUAUAUCAAGUCGGGAAGAAUAGAAAGACUGACAGCAUUAGACCCAGCAAUGCCUCUGUUUGUCACAACUGAUCCCAAUAAGAAGAUUGACAAAGCAGACGCGAAGUUUGUGGAUGUCCUUCACACAAAUGCACUGGAGAAAGGGAAGCUCGAAGCCAGUGGGCAUGUCGACUUCUACGCAAACGGAGGCAUCACCCAGCCUGGUUGUAAGUCUACUAAAGACCAAACUAAAUCAGGCUGCGACCAUGCCAGGGCUCCAGUAUAUUAUGCAGAGUCCAUAACAACUGACGUAGGAUUCUAUGCAACCAAGUGCUACUCGUGGAUCAUAUACAUGAUCGGCUGGUGCGAGAUAUUCAACCCUAACGAAGAAGUACUCUUCGGAGAAUAUGUUCCUAGAGAUGUGCAGGGUCUAUACUUCUUCAGUACAAACUCUGAAUCUCCUUACGCGCGCGGCUCUAACAAGAGAGGCAGAAGAAAAAGAAGUUAUGAUUUAAAUUUAGGAGAGUAA